UGUUCUUUUUUUUUCUUUAGGGGAUUAACUGGAUUAACCAGCAGCUGCAGGCGUUGUUUUGCUUAUUUUGUCUUUUAUUUCUACUCUGAGAAGUUGGGCACAGCUCAUUUAGAGUAGCAUUGGACCGAGUGGGAGCUGAUCAUCACUGAGCUGAAAGAGGGAGAAGACAGGAAGGUUUAGGAGAAGAGGAGCAAGAAGGAACCAUGGGUGUGCAAAAGGGAGAUGUGGAAAAGUUCCUCCAGGGGAAUCCUGCGUUUGCUAAACAGUACUUUGCCAAGAAGAUGAGCCCUGCCUCUGUAUCGAAGGCGUCAGGACUCCCAGAGAACCAGAUCGACUUCAGUCAGUUUGAGGAGCUCAGUCAGGUUGAGGAAAGCCGAAUCAUGUAUGACCUGAUCAAAGACAUGCAGGAGAACAUCAACAUGGAAAAGGUGGUCUUCAAGAUCCUGAAGAGAAUCAGCGCUCUCAUCCACGCUGACCGGUGCAGCCUGUUCAUGUACCGGCAGCGGAACGGCAUCGGAGAGCUCGCAACAAGGCUCUUCAACGUCAGCACAAAGGCAGAGUUUGACGACUGCGUGGUGCCACCGGACUCUGAGAUCGUCUAUCCGCUGGACAUGGGAAUAGUUGGCAAUGUGGCCCUGACCAAGAAGACUGUUAAUGUGAAAGAUGUUAAAGAGAACCAGUACUUCAGCUCAUUUGUCGACGAACUCACAGACUACGAGACCAGGAACGUUCUGGCUACACCCAUUCUCAACGGUAAAGACAUGGUGGCAGUGAUCAUGGCUCUGAACAAGACCACAGGACCACAUUUCACUGCUGAGGAUGAAGACCUUUUUAUAAAGUAUCUGAAAAUUGCCUCUUUGAACUUGAAGAUCUACCAUCUGAGUUACCUCCACAGCUGUGAGACACGUAAAGGACAGCUGCUGCUGUGGUCUGCCAACAAGGUAUUUGAAGAGCUGACAGACAUUGAGCGACAGUUUCACAAAGCCUUGUACACAGUCCGAGCCUACCUCAACUGUGACCGCUACUCUGUUGGUUUACUUGACAUGACAAAGGAAAAGGAGUUCUUUGACAUCUGGCCUGUGUUGAUGGGAGAGCAGCCACCUUACUCUGGCCCUGUAACUCCUGAUGGCAGGGAGGUAAUUUUCUACAAAGUGAUUGAUUAUAUAUUACAUGGAAAAGAAGACAUCAAAGUAAUACCCAAUCCAACUCCAGAUCACUGGGCCUUGAGCAGCGGCCUGCCAACUUAUGUUGCUGAGAGUGGUUUUAUCUGUAACAUUAUGAAUGCAGCUUCUGAUGAGACGUUCCAAUUUCAGACUGAGCCACUUGACAGCAGUGGUUGGACCAUAAAAAAUGUUCUCUCGCUGCCAAUUGUCAACAAAAAAGAAGAGAUAGUAGGUGUCGCCACCUUUUACAACAGAAAAGACGGAAAGCCUUUUGAUGAUCACGAUGAGAAUCUCAUGGAGGCUUUGACCCAGUUCCUGGGCUGGUCAGUUUUGAACACGGACACUUAUGACAAAAUGAACAAGCUCGAGAAUCGGAAGGACAUUGCUCAGGACAUGGUGCUCUACCAUGUUAAAUGUCGGGAUGAUGAGAUUCAGAAUAUCUUGAACACCAGAGAGGUCUAUGACCUUGAGCCCAGAGACUGUGAAGAGGAUGAGCUCCUAGCUAUCCUGAAAAAAGACCUACCUCCACUGAUUAAGAAGUUUGAGAUCUACGAGUUCCACUUUUCGGAUUUUAACUGCACAGAGAUGGAGUUGGUGAAGUGCGGGAUCCAGAUGUACUAUGAGGUUGGGGUGGUCAAGAAGUUCCAGGUCCCUCAAGAGGUGUUGGUUCGGUUCAUGUACUCAGUCAGUAAAGGCUACAGGCGAAUCACCUACCACAACUGGCGUCAUGGCUUCAACGUGGGACAGACCAUGUUUACGCUAUUAACGACGGGAAUGCUGAAGCGAUACUACACUGACUUGGAGGUAAUGGCCAUGAUAACUGCAGGCUUCCUGCAUGAUAUCGAUCACAGAGGGACAAACAACUUGUACCAAGUCAAAUCCGGUAACCCUCUGGCCAAGUUGCACGGCUCCUCCAUCCUGGAACGACACCAUCUAGAGUUUGGAAAGUUCCUCUUGUCUGACGAGUCACUGAAUAUCUACCAGAACCUCAACAGGCGACAAGUCGACCAUGUCAUUCAUCUCAUGGACAUUGCCAUCAUCGCCACUGACCUGGCUCUUUAUUUCAAGAAAAGAACCAUGUUCCAGAAGAUUGUGGACCUUUCACACACAUAUGAGGAUGAAAAGAAGUGGGUAGAUUUCAUGUCGCUAGAAACAACCAGGAAAGAGAUCGUCAUGGCUAUGAUGAUGACAGCCUGUGACUUGUCUGCUAUCACCAAGCCUUGGGAGGUACAGAGCAAGGUUGCCUUGUCUGUAGCAGCAGAGUUUUGGGAGCAGGGUGAUCUGGAGAGGACAGUACUGGAACAGCAACCCAUUCCCAUGAUGGACAGGACCAAGGCAGCUGAGCUUCCAAAGCUACAAUGUGGUUUCAUUGACUUUGUCUGCACGUUUGUCUACAAGGAGUUCUCUCGCUUCCACCCACAAAUCCAGCCCAUGCUUGAUGGCAUCCUCAAUAACAGGAAGGAGUGGAAUGCUAAAAAAGAGGAGUAUGAAGCUAAACUCAAAGCUUUAGAGGAGGAGAAGGCUGCUAAAGAGGCGGCUACAGGCAAUAAAGCUCCUGCAAACAAUUCCGGUGGUGGAGGCUCUGGCUCCAAGACCUGCUCGAUAUGCUAGAGGAUCAAAAAGCUGUGCAAAUGAUUGGAGUGCAUAUGGACGAGAUCAUAACAGACUGACUUCAGAGUUACCUUCAGAAUCACAGCCAGUCAGUGAGUCUCACUGCCAAGGGCAAAAAAUAAAAAAUAAAAAUGCAAUGAUGUCAGGAAGAUGGAUACAUGAAAGAAUGCAAAGCCCCAGAGUAUUUCUUAAGAAAUACUGGUUCAUAUGAAAAAAGAAAAAGCCGAACAAGGAGAGACAAUCAAUGUUUUAUCUUGAAGGGACACUAACCAGGUGAGCUUAAAAAUUAAAGACAUUUCAAAAAUAAAAAAGAAUUCAAAAUGCAGCAGAAAUAUAAACUGCUAGUCAUGAGUACUGCUUCUAUGUAACACUUGCUUACAUGUAAGACAAAAGUACCCAUCCCUGUCUUAAUAUUAUUUGUGUUUAUAUAUGAAUCAACAGCCAAGGUGAUUUUUGAAUCUCUGGUUUUCAUUCAUCCUCAUACUGUACAGUGAAUGUUCUAUACAAGUAAUUAUUUGCUGCUAAGUCCAAAUCACUGUAGAUUGUAUAUCAUGUUUGGAGCAAUGCUUUCAAACAUACUGUAUAUUGUACAUUACUGCAAUAAUCAUUUAGUGUUUCAGAAUGUAAAUUUAGAUAAUGGGUAGAUAGAAAUAUUAUUGAACAGUUGUACAUAUAUUCCACUAUUCCAGAAUGAGAAUUUCAUUUUCACUUCUUCCAGUCACUAAACAUUUACAAAUGAGAGUUUGUUUACCUUGUCUGCAGAGAGCCAAAGAUGGUAGAUGAUGAGUUCAGGGCUGCUGCAGGAAAAGAUGCAUAUUUGUGAAGACUAUAUGGCAUAGGAAUAUAACUUUACUGCCUGCAAACAAGCCUGUAGUUGCUUACUCAUGAUGCCUUCUUACUGUACAUAUAUAUGAGAGAGUAGCUGAGAAUGUUACCAUGUUUCGUGAAUAUAAAUUUACAAAUGUCUUAACAAAAUAGAGGACAGUGAAACCCAGUUACUACUCUGGAAAUGAGUUGGUCCCAGAUAAGAUUAAUGUUAUUAUGAAGUUAAGAAUUAAGUUUUGAAGCAUUAAACAGUAGCUGGAGAAACUUUCUUUCUCCAGCUGCUACAUGAAGUUCAUACUCUUUGAACCCUAAUGGGAUUCUUUAAAAAGAGCAGCCAGAAUGCACCACCUGAGGACUAACUCCACCUCUGAGGCCAUCGUAACAUUCAUAAUAUGUAACAAUGAUGUGUUCUCAUGUGAGAGGAAACUAAAUACAAAUAUGGAGGAAAAUGCAAACUUCACACAAAAAAGGAUCAGGUCAGAGACCUGAGCUGUUUGACACAGCACAAGGGAGUAACUCAACUUCUUGUAAAAACAUGUACAUAU
Lates calcarifer (barramundi perch) is the source of this 4144-nucleotide messenger RNA. It is a transcript of the gene pde6b, whose product is annotated as phosphodiesterase 6B, cGMP-specific, rod, beta. The record is from RefSeq and is a predicted model, not a curated record. Gene Ontology annotation, cellular component: photoreceptor outer segment membrane. Gene Ontology annotation, molecular function: protein binding; 3',5'-cyclic-nucleotide phosphodiesterase activity. Gene Ontology annotation, biological process: signal transduction; retina development in camera-type eye. The transcript is spliced from 23 exons. Bases 204 to 2774 code for a protein of 856 amino acids. Lineage: Eukaryota; Metazoa; Chordata; Actinopteri; Centropomidae.